AUGGACGUCAACUACUUGCGCGAUGUGGGCCUGCUGGAGCAUGUGGAGGCCUGGGACCGUGUGUCCUCUGCACCGGUAGAUCCAGAGCUCUUGAAGUCCUUGGAAGCGCCGGAUGUGUGCGAAGCAGCACGCUCGCGUUGGACCCCAUGGGGGCUGGCUGAGCAGCUCAGGUUACUGCCUGUGGCAGCCCUGUUCCCCGACCUCUGCUCGGAGGUAGUGGAGAUCCUUCAACGGUGGCACCGGCGCUUCAGCCUGAAGACUUGGAGCCGAAUUGUGAAGGUGACAAAAGGCUCUGCGCACCAGGUGCCUUGUGUCUUGAAAGAGCUCAACGAGUCUGCACCGGUCAUAGCCAAAGUGCGGAAGUGGGUGGAUUCCCUGCCUAAUGAUGCUCCGAAGGCCUGCAUUGUGGACUUAGGCGCUGGUUUUGGAUUCCUGUCCAUGUUUCUGGCCGAGCUGUUACCGCCGGAGCGGGUUGCCAAGUUCUUUCUCCUGGACAUGACAUAUCCAAACCUUGGGGUGGGAAACUCCAGCGGCUCAACAUCAAUCGAGCACCUUCAUGGUUGGAAAAUCCCAAUGUACACACUAAAGGUGGAUCUAAAAAAGAAGACCACCCUCAACCAGCUUGCUGCUCGCGUCUUCCGCGCGCCAGUCUCAGAGGAGGAUCCACGGCGUGCUCCUGUCUAUGCAUGUGGCAUUCACCUUUGCAACACGCUGGGGAUUCGGGCAGCGCAGCUCUUCAAUGAAAACGUUGACGUUCGAGGAUUUGCUUUUGUGCCGUGCUGCUUUCCGACUUCAAGGCAUCUGACGCAGGAUGUCAUCUACCAGUUGGGUGAGCACAAGUUUGCAGCCAAAGAUUUUCUGGAUGCUAAGAAGAUGCCGUCUAACAACGACCGUUUCUCCCGCUGGGCAGAGCACAUCCUGGAGGGGAUUGACCCAGGAUCCAUGGGGAGCAAAGGUAUCGAGCGCCACAGGCUGGUCAGGCCACGAAAAGGCAUGUUCGCGCAGGACAUCUACAUCUUCGCUGAGCGGCCGCUCGAGGCGCCCGAGGAGGCGCAACCAAAGGUGCACGCGGCUGUGGACUCCACUGUGGACCCGAACCAGCGUGGCAGCGCUGUAGUCAUUUGGGCCAAAUACGGGCACACUGACUGGAAGGAGAAUUUCGAUCACCUGGCAAGAUUCCCUGUGCAAGCCUCGGCGGUUGCUGCCUUCGGGGUCAUUUGCGCCGUCCUCCUCCUUCAGGUUGGACCAUUCAAGCAUGAUGCACUGCUGGUGGCAGGGGACGUCUCUCAUGCCAGCUCCUCUGCCCUGGGGUGUUGUUUGUCCUGUGGCGAGGGUUUUCAAGAGCUUGUGUGUCUGCCCAAGGAUCUUGAAGUCCUCAAGAGGACCCUGGAGCUCUUGCUGCAACGAUUUGCCCAUGUCUUCUUCGUGCUGGUCGCUGAGUGCCACAUGCGCGGCCUAUGGCCUUUGCUCUGCACUGGGCAAGCUUUGAGGCCGGGCAACCACGAUGUGUACGUUGGCACGAUGCCUAGCAGCAGCAAGGACUGUAUCGAGUGCUCGCUGGAGAAACAAGACAGGUUGCUUGAGGAGUGCACUCGGAUGGGAGUUUGGACGCGCCCAGUCCGCUUUGCCUCUGAGAACCUGAUCAUUGUGCCCCUCUUGUCAUGGUAUCACGAGGAGUUCGACUCGGAGCCGGAUGUCCCAGUCUGGUCUGCGGCAUCAGCGCGAAGACAGAGCCGAAUAGCGCUCUUGGGGGACGAGAUCGAGUGCAGCUGGCCUGAGUGGCUGGGAUCCGAUGCAGCAGCCCGGAACCUGAAAUUGGCUGAGUUCUUCGAUGCAGCCAACGACACGCAGGCGACGGAGAAGGCAUAUCCGAAGACCUCCUCGAAUGUGGAGCUGGUCAGCUUUGAGGAGGCAUGUGCAUCGCGGAAGCUUGGCGAGCAGGUGGUUUCCAUGUCUCACUUCCUGCCGCGGCUGGAGCUCCUGCCGGAGAAGCGCUUCCUCUACUUCCCACAGCUGGCCAAAGCAUCCGGCUCUCGUUUCCUCGCAGAUCGCCUAGCACGCCUCCGGCCGACGAUCCAUCUAUUUGGCCACACACACUUCGCCUGGGACCAGACGUUGGAGGGCGUGCGCUUUCUCCAAGCAGCCCUGGGCUCUCCGUCAGAGCGCCAAAUGAGGAAGCGGGUUCUGCACUUGCAGGGUGGGGUCCCGACGCUUCUCUGGCGAGGGACCUCUACGCCGCUUCCGGCGCCCCGAGCUGCUCUGUGGUCCGACUACUACGCCCGCAACCCUCGGGCGCCGCUGAGCCCUGUGCCGGGCCCAUGGCUGCGCUUUGGGCGGCGCCGUCGGAAGCACCGACGACCCCGACAGGCAGGAGAUGGUAACAUGGCCAGUGCAGGAAGUGCCACAGUCUGUCUCGUGUGGGACUUGAGCGAGGACCCAAAAGAGCAGCUGGAGCUUCUAAGCUCGGAUGAGCGAAGUCGAGCUGAGAGUUUCAGCUCCGAGGCUGCGCGCAGGCGCUUUGUUUGGAUGCGAGCUUCCUUGCGUUGCAUGUUAGCUGAGCACUUGGGACUUGAUGCCUCGGGGAUCAAGUUUGAGUAUGGCACGCAUGGAAAGCCAUCACUGGCAACACCUUUGUCUGCGCAACGUUGCAGUUUCAGCGUCUCCCAUUCUGGGGAGGUGGGUGCGCUGCUGGUGUUCAUGCCGGAAGAGAUGAAUCCAGGAGCUGCGGCCCCUCCUGUUGGAAUCGAUCUUGAGCUACACCGGCCAAGGCCAUUCCACAGACUGGCGAAACGAUUCUUCGCAUCGUCGGAAGUGGCGGCUUUGGAUGAGGUGUCCUCAGAUCCGGAUGAAGUGUUGCAGCGGUUCUUCCAGAUGUGGACCAAGAAGGAAGCAUGGCUGAAGACCCUCGGCACUGGCCUUGCAGGCGGCCUUCAGAACUUGGACUGCUCCACUGCGGGCGAUGUGCAAGCUAUGGUGCAGGUCUCAGAGGGCAUUGCCAAGCCCACGAAGUACACCGUGUGGGCAUCUCACCCGCUGGCCGAGCAAGACCGGUUGGUUGGCCGCACAUGCUUCGGGUCUGCAGGUCUUCGCGUGCAAAAUGAUGCAAAGUACACCUGGAAUACGUUGAUGGCGGCCCCAAACAUGCAGAUCCCGGCCUCCAUUGCUCCCAAGUUGGAUGGCAUUGGCAUUGGCAUUGUGCGUGUGGAUGACAUGGAGGUAUUGGAGUCCGUCAAAGACAUCAAUGGUAACGUCGUGGCUGCGGUCUCCAGCAAGGAGCUGGGCGUGAACUUUCUGACGUAUGGAUCAAGCAUAAUUGGGGCCGAGUACAUACAGGCUGACUACAAGGACCAGGCUGCCUUCACUGGCUUUGCGGUUCAAGAGAGCAUAAUCUUCGUGAACAGGUCGAUUAGGCGUGCCUUGCAGCUGGGUUUGGGUGCUGGAGUCGUGGCCAACUUCUUGCGAGCUCAAAAGGUCCAGGUUGAUGUGGUGGAGAUUUCUGAUGCCGUCCUCUACCUGGCAGAAAAACACUUCGGCUUCAACUCGUGCUGCAAAGCUGUUGCUGGCGUUUGUGAUCCUGCGACUGGUGCUGCAGCAGAGUGCCGAGCAGGCCAUGGGACCUCUGAGCAUAGCGACGCGCGGAGCUUCUUGUUCAGGGAGGCAACCACCAGAUAUGACACAGUGAUCAGUGAUGUGUUCAAUGGCUCCAACCCGGGGCAAAUGCACUCCAAGGAAGUCUUCGCUCGACUCAAGGAACACUGGCUGCAGUUCUCUGGAAUUCUGGUGGUGAACUUUGUCGGUUUUCACAGUGGUGCAGCCAGCCGGGUGAGCCACAACCUGGCGGCCACGUUGCGCACAGUGUUCUCGGCCGUGCGCUGCUUCCGUGACCAGAGUUUGGAUGAUGAGCCUGAGAAAGCCGCAAAUCUUGUGUGUUUCGCCUCAGAUGCACCAUUUCGCUUUGACGUGCCGCAGACGGGCGACUUCAAGGACCCAAUGCCGUUGUCGAGUUUCUGGGUGAUGAAGCAAUUUCAAGCCUGGGAGGUCUUGAAACCUUCCAGUGGGAUGGCAAGUGGCAUUCUGGAGGAUGCCCACAAUGAGCUCGUCGAUGUGGGUACGCAGAAGCAAGUUGAACAGCAGCUCCGAGCUUACGCGCAGACCCUCAUUCCAGGGCACGUCUGGCAAUUCCUUGGCAUCCAAACAUGA
Symbiodinium pilosum is the source of this 4200-nucleotide messenger RNA. Lineage: Eukaryota; Dinophyceae; Suessiales; Symbiodiniaceae. The record is from the annotation of a GenBank genome assembly.